This is a messenger RNA of Linum trigynum, 333 nucleotides long. NCBI's taxonomy places the organism in Eukaryota, Viridiplantae, Streptophyta, Magnoliopsida, Malpighiales, Linaceae. The record is from the annotation of a GenBank genome assembly.
AUGCCGAUUUUCACGCAACAUCCAGGUGAAGAGUUCCACAUGCCACCGCCACCGCCGCCUUGGGCACGAAGCUACGAGGGAUCUCUUCCUCGUCGAGACCUUGGCUGCGCCAACUACCUGCCGCCACUACACCAACCGCUGCCGUCGUAUCCGCUGUCUUCACGUCAUCCGCCAUGGCCGUAUCAUUAUCAUGAUGCUCCAGACUACUAUCAAGACCUGGAGAGCUUAACCGCCGGGGUUAGAGCUGAAGAAGCUGCUCCGCAUCACCCGUCUUGGUCGUACCGGCUGUAUUUCGUCGUACUUGCAGGGAUGGGAGAUGAUUUGUCACGGUAA